This is a messenger RNA of Pseudomassariella vexata, 903 nucleotides long. Its product is annotated as GPN-loop GTPase. Gene Ontology annotation, molecular function: GTPase activity. NCBI's taxonomy places the organism in Eukaryota, Fungi, Ascomycota, Sordariomycetes, Amphisphaeriales, Pseudomassariaceae. Bases 1 to 903 code for a protein of 300 amino acids. The transcript has 2 exons. The record is from RefSeq and is a predicted model, not a curated record.
AUGAGCAAGUUCGGCGUCAUGGUCAUGGGUCCUGCUGGGGCAGGCAAAUCGACCUUUUGCGCCUCCCUUAUCACCCACCUGAAUUUAAACCGCCGGUCAUGUUUCUACGUCAACCUCGAUCCGGCGGCCGAGGCGUUCGAACACACGCCAGACCUCGACAUCAAGGACUUGAUCUCUCUCGAAGACGUAAUGGAAGAGAUGGGCUUGGGCCCCAAUGGCGGGCUGAUCUACUGCUUCGAGUUCCUGAUGGAUAACCUCGACUUCCUGACUGAGUCGCUCGAUUCGCUGACCGAGGAGUACCUCAUCAUCUUCGACAUGCCGGGUCAGAUCGAACUCUACACCCACGUGCCCAUCCUGCCGGCCCUGGUACGAUUUUUGACGCGCACCGGCAACCUUGACAUUCGGCUCUGCGCCGCGUACCUGCUCGAAGCUACGUUUGUCGUCGACCGAGCUAAAUUCUUUGCGGGCACCCUCAGCGCCAUGAGCGCUAUGAUUAUGCUCGAGGUGCCGCAUAUCAAUAUCCUGUCCAAGAUGGACCUAGUCAAGGACCAGGUCAGGAAGAAGGAUUUGAAAAGAUUCAUUACACCCGAUGCGACAUUGUUGGAAGACGACCCUGCCGAAACUGCUCGCCGUAAAGCGGAAGGCACUGCGGCUGGAGAGGAGGACAUGGGCGACAUUCAAGACAAAGAGACGAUGAUGCGUGGAGCUGGCUUCCGACGGCUGAAUCGGGCUGUGGCCGGGUUGAUCGAAAACUUCAGUAUGGUGAGUUAUCUCAAACUGGAUGUUCAAGAUGAGGAUAGCGUGGGUGCCAUCCUUAGCUAUAUAGAUGACUGCAUCCAAUAUCACGAGGCUCAGGAGCCGAAAGAGUUGAAGGAUGACGAAUUUGACGAUCCUGAGGAGUGA